This is a messenger RNA of Biomphalaria glabrata, 4449 nucleotides long. RefSeq names its product centromere protein I-like. The record is from RefSeq and is a predicted model, not a curated record. Bases 159 to 2423 code for a protein of 754 amino acids. The transcript has 20 exons. Gene Ontology annotation, cellular component: kinetochore. Lineage: Eukaryota; Metazoa; Mollusca; Gastropoda; Planorbidae.
UUAACAAAAUGGCGGAAGAUACAAAUGUUUACAAUGAAAAUUUGUUGUUAAUAGUCUAAAUAGACCUACAUGGAAUAUAAUGUAAUAUAUCCAAUAACGAAUAGAUCUAGAUUCUAUAUCUCAUGUUUUAUCGACUCCAGUAACUACAAUAACUUGAAAUGGCAUCUGUCUUGACAAGAUCAAUGUCACUAGAAAGUAGCCCACAACUAGAACCAGAGUCUCCUUCCAAACGUCGUAGUUCAGCCCUAAAUAAUGCUAUGAGUUUUUUUCUACAAUUGGAUGCAAACACAGUUCUUAGAGGCAACGUCAAGUUUCAUCUCUCAGUUGAUCAAAUUGUCAAGCAUGCAAUGAACCAUGGAUUAACUCGAGAGCAAAUAACUACUCUGAUUAAAAUUAUUGUUCACCCUAAUACCAAGAUCUCCCAAGCCAUUAGGACCAAGUUAGUCAAAUGUCUUGUUCCAAGUAGUAAAGUUCCACAAUCUGCUGUUGUCAGAGUUAUCUCUUGGAUCAGUACUAGAGUCUUUAGUGACCCAGGACCUACCAAUCUACAUAGUGUGUUGCUCCGUUGGAUACUUCUGAUCUAUGAUUACAUUGAUGGUUAUGACCAGCUUCAUAAGCUCUAUGAUAUAAUCUUCUGUUUUAUUCAUUCAUAUCUUUUGCUACCCCAUGCGUGCCAUUUGUUGUUUUUAUUGACUAGAAAGCAUGAUGUAAAGUUGUUCAAAGUGCAACAGUUGCUACAGUUAACACGUAAAGUUGGCCCUGAAUCUUGUAUCAUUGGGCUAUUGACAAUUUAUAAAGUAUUCUGUCCACAUUUAGUUCCCAUGAAGUUGGAACAUUCUCACAAGGUUUAUUUUAAAGCUCAUGAUUCCACAUGGAGGUCCACUAUACAAGAAAUAGUUGCAGCUAAUCAAGCAGCAGGAGAUGAUAAUGGCCUUGACACAGAUAGAGCAGAAAUUAAAAUCCGUAAAGAAAAAGCUUUUAUCCAGGUGAAGUCCAAACGUCAAAAGCUGUUGGUACCUGAACCUCACUCAGCUUCAGAGGAGAUAUCUGAGGAAACUGAUCUGAACACCACCAGCCUACCUUCAGACUUUGAACAUAUUCAUUAUGCACAGCUGGACUCUUUUAGUGCCUACUUAGAAGCCUUAGAUAAAAUUGAGUAUCCAAGUCAGAUAGCUGCUGCCCUGAAAGACAAAAAGUUACAACUAUUGUUGUCCUGCCACCCAGACCAGAUUGUCAUCACACGCUUAUGUUUGUGGAUACAACAUGUGUUUGCUUUUGGUUUCAGAAAUACUGAUAAAGAUGAAUGUGAAAAGUAUGAACAGCUGUUACAAAUGUUGCUCAGUUUCUCACAGAAUGUUCAGAGUUUCUCUGUUGUUGAAGGAUUCCUAGAAUGUUCGCUUCCUCUUUGGGAUGGACAAAGAUUUACACCUUUAAUUUUUUCUCUCAUCACCUGUUUUAAGCCAUCAACGUAUAAUGAGCUUCACUAUUGUGUUUUGGAUCCAUUACAUAGAUUGUUCUUCUCUUGUGAUGUCUAUUUCAAGUCUAUGUGCAUUACUGCCCUGACAAAAUUGUUACAUAACCUAAGCAUCAUUAACUAUGGCAACAUGUCGAGUCAAGAAGAACAAACGCAACAAGAAGGUAACAAGUCAGCAAGAGAUGCUACGGGAGACACGGUCUUGAAUGAGACACAUCUUCCCUCUAGCACACUGGACAACACCCAAAGCAUCUUGCUCAAACUUAUUAGUUUUCUAGAUGCAGUGAUUGUAGCCGGCAUGAUGAUGGAAGAUGACCACUACCUGCUACAAAUGACCACUCUGGACUUCCUGGAACUGGUAUCAAGUUUGUUUCAGAAGUGUCACAUACCAUUAGUCUGUCUCCCACUUCGAGUCAUUCAUAGACUGCUAUUGUCUGAUUGUCCAGCUACUCUAGCUCGUCUCUGUGAAGUCAUCAAUUCUUUUCGGGAAGCAUUUACUGCUGUAAGAAGCAGCAGACGAGAUGCAGUGACCUGUGAUACAACGCUAGCCAAUCAGGUGUCUGUUCUCCAUCCAACUGGGUCAAAGAGUAAAGGAGUCGACAAAUUUAAUGGUCUACUUCUUGACAUCAUGGGCAUGCUGUGGCAAGGUCGUUUGUUUCAAGAGCGCUCAAACAAGCUCGAGUCGAUAUUUCACUUUAAGCCGCCAUCACACCUGGCAGAUAAAAUCAAAGACAACGCCUUGACCAUCUACAUGGGACCUGCUUUUCUUGGUCUGGCAUACAAGUUCUUGAAAGAGACUCAGAGAGAAGAUAAAAAAAUUCAUCCCUUGCAGAUAGAGCCCUUCAAAGACAGAUACUUGUUGUUCCUAGAGAGAGAAAACUUUCCUGAAUUCAAAAAGUUGGUCAGCACUAACAUCAAAAGUCGAAUAGACAAAACUGCCCACUUGUAACCAUAUAGAAAUGUGUACAGACUCAUAUACUCCUUUAAUGUGAUCAUACAACAUUUACUUGUAUGCAAUAGAAACUAUUUCUGUCACUUUCUGUCGGUAACAAAAUUUUACCAUAUAACAUUGACAUUGACCGAAUGACAUUGACUGUCCAUUAAAAAGGUAGAGUCCUUCAACUAUGUGAUGUUAUAAUGGUCCUGUGUUUCUACAUCUUGGAAAAAAUAGGAUCUGAUCCAAGUUUGAAUAGUUUUGCUGUUCUUGAAACAUGUUUCUUUCCUAUUCUACCAUGUUUAAAGAAUUUGUAUAAUAUAAGAACUCAUCCAUGGAAGAUUAAUUUUUUAUUUUUUAAUUUCAAAAUGUGUUCUUAUGUUUCUAUACAAAACGCCAUGUCUACACCAAAACUUGUUGAGUGUCACAAAAUGUCAUGUCUACACCAAAACUUGUUGAGUGCCACAAAAUGUCAUGUCUACACCAAAACUUGUUGAGUGCCACAAAAUGUCAUGUCUACACCAAAACUUGUUGAGUGCCACAAAAUGUCAUGUUUCUCUUGAGAAAUUGAUCUAUAUAUAAGUCUUGCUGUGUUAUAGCUGGUAUGGUCCAAAAAAUUGAUCAAGUAGCAUUAUAGGUUGUUGUUUUUUUUACCAAUGUAUUUGAUGCUAAAACUGUUUUAUGUUGCCUUAUCAAACCAUCAGGACACUAUAGUAUGACUGGAAUCAACUCUUAAGUAAAAGACACAAUUGUACCCUUGCUCCCCCCAUAUUUUGAUCCUGAUAUAACACCCAAGUUACUGGCGUAAAUAACAAAACAAAAACAAUAAUGAAUGUGUAAGAUCUAAAAGAAAAAAAAAAGGAUGGGGUCAGUCAAAAUUAUUAAUUAAACAUGACCAGGAGUGGACUGACCAUGACAACAUGGGGGUAAAAUGCCUAGUGGACUGACCCUAAAAUGGGUUGGUGGGGCAUUAAUGAGGCACUUGGAAUGGCAGUAAGGUCUAUAAUGUGCUGUAUUGAUUGGUCCUUACCAUUUAUAAAAUGAUCUUUUACAGACUUUACAUGGCAAUACCAGCCUAGCAAAUUUUCUGUAAUAAUGGAAUAUCCCAUACAAAUAAGCCAUGAUUCUGAGGAACAAAAUUUAAAAAAAAAUUCUGUUUCACCUUGACCCUUAUCAAUACACUCUUCUACCCAAUUGCUUGGUUAGUUUAAUAUUCUGCACAUUUGGGAGUUUGUAAAGGAAAAGAACUUUGAACAAGAGUUUUCUUACUUGAACCAAACCUUUUUUUUCUUGCCCUUAAAUUUCCAAACCAAGCUUCCAAACAUUAAAAAAAAGGUGGAUUGCACUGCUACUUGAAGGGUUCAUUCUAGGUUUAAGUCUGCCUUGAAUGCUUGAGUUUUUGUUGACAGUCUGCAGCUACUUUAUGUGUAAAUGGAAGCAGAAGUUACUAGUCAAGCUGCUGGUCAAUUAACACUCAGAUCACUGGUUAGAGACUUGGUGGCUUAGUGGGUAAAGUGCUUGGCAUCCAAACAGAUGUGUCUUGAUUUCAACCCUGGAGAAGAAUUUUAGGACGCCCCUGAGUCCCCCAAAUAUUAGUUGUGGAAAAGUAAAGGUGGUUAGUCGUUGUGCUGGCCACAUGACACCCACAUUAAUAGUCAGCCAUAAAAACAGAUGAGCUUUACAUCAUCUUCCUCCAUGGAUCAAAAUGUCUGAAAGGGAAAGUCACUAUUUACACAAAUGUGUGUACUGGAAAAUGUAAAUUGGCCAGGCUUUGUAGCCAAGGCUUUAUUGAAAAGUGCUGUACAAAACUGUAUGAUAUAUGUGUAGCCCAUUCUUGAAAUGUGGGCUGAUUUAAAGUAGGGAUGAGUUCUGUUUUUUUAAAUGUACAGUUUAUAAAUAUAUAUAGGCCCUACCCUUUGCAAUGUCACAUGACUAUUACAUUGUUUUAUUGUGUACUUUUACAUUCUAAAUAUUGAUGUACACUUGAUGAUUGUUACAGAAGCUGUACAGCCAGACAAAAUAAAAUUGUCAUUAAAUGACA